AUGGCUCCGAAAUGGCGAAAAGCCCAAGGCGAAAAUGCAAGGUUAAAGAUCAUGGAAGUUCGAGAUGAUCUAACGGUCUGCACGAUUUCAGAGCUUGAAGAUGCACGGAACCAACCGUCUCUGAAAUGGCAAAAGCCAGGUGGCACUCAAGUGACAUGUCUAUUCAGAGAUCAAGCAGGCAGGCCCCAUCCCAGUGGCGGUGAUGUGGCACACACGUGGCAUAUAGGUGGACAGACGAGCAAGGAAACAUGUGGCGGUGAUGAGGUCUUAUUUUUGGUCUUUAUCUUUUAUGUUGUGGUUCUUUUUGCCUUUUAUUUAUUUGGCUUUUGUUUAUCAUUGUUGGCCUUUUUGUUUGUCAUUUUGUCUUGUUUUAUCAACUACAAUGCCAUUGAUAAGUGCUGGAGGAGAGAUCCAAAUUGGGCAAAUCACAGGACGAGUCUUGCAAAUUGUGCAAAAGGCUUUGGAAGUUAUGCCAUGGGAGGCAUAGGAGGUGGAAUAUAUAUAGUCACCAGAGAUGAUGAUAAUGCUUUAAAUCCUUUGUUUGGGACUCUCAGAUAUGGUGUUACUCGCGAUCAACCUCUGUGGAUAGUUUUUGCAAGGGAUAUGGAGAUUCAUCUUCAGAUGCCCUUGUUCUUCGCAAGCCACAAGACAAUUGAUGCAAGGGGAGCAAAAGUCACCAUUAGCAAUGGGGCCUGCAUAACGCUUUAUAAUACCAGCAAUGUUAUCAUCCAUGGCUUAACCAUUCAUGACUGUCAACCUUCUGGAUCUGGAGAUGUUCUAAUCUAUGAGUCCAAAGGAGUGGUGAGAGAUUAUCCAAUGGAUGGCGAUGGUAUAUCUGUUAUAAGUUCUAGAGAUAUUUGGCUUGAUCAUAAUACCAUUUCUCACUGCAGUGAUGGUCUCAUAGAUGUGACGCUUGGCUCAACAGCAGUUACUAUUUCUAACAACAGAUUCUUUAAUCAUAAUGAGGUAAUGUUAUUAGGCAACAGUGAUACAUAUACACCCGACUUAAACAUGAGGGUUACUGUGGCAUUCAACCAUUUUGGACCAGACCUUAUGCAACGCAUGCCAAGGUGUAGAUUGGGAUAUGUACAUGUGGCAAAUAACUACUAUGAGCCUUGGGGGAUAUAUGCAAUUGGAGGAAGCUCAAAUCCGACCAUCUUGAGUGAAGCAAAUUGGUUUAUGGGUCCAAGUGAUUAUACCAAGAAACAAGUCACACAACAACAUGAGUGUACUAGUGGUUCACCUUGUGUAUGGAGAUCAAUCCAUGAUAUGUUUUUAGGAGGAUCAUAUUUCACACAAUCAGGUUGGGGAAAUGCAUAUCCAACAUAUGAUCAAAGACAAGAAUUUGAGAUUGCUAUUGUCAAUUUAGUACCUACACUGACAAAGAAUGUCGGGACCCUAGAUUGUCUUUCGAGCAAGCCUCGUUGGUGA
Cryptomeria japonica (Japanese cedar) is the source of this 1431-nucleotide messenger RNA. Its product is annotated as pectate lyase 1-like. The coding region runs from base 1 to 1431 and encodes 476 amino acids. Gene Ontology annotation, molecular function: pectate lyase activity. The record is from RefSeq and is a predicted model, not a curated record. The transcript is spliced from 5 exons. NCBI's taxonomy places the organism in Eukaryota, Viridiplantae, Streptophyta, Pinopsida, Cupressales, Cupressaceae.